Messenger RNA from Pteronotus mesoamericanus, 3778 nucleotides. RefSeq names its product colony stimulating factor 1 receptor (gene CSF1R). The record is from RefSeq and is a predicted model, not a curated record. The transcript is spliced from 21 exons. Gene Ontology annotation, cellular component: signaling receptor complex; plasma membrane; CSF1-CSF1R complex. Gene Ontology annotation, molecular function: growth factor binding; macrophage colony-stimulating factor receptor activity; ATP binding. Lineage: Eukaryota; Metazoa; Chordata; Mammalia; Chiroptera; Mormoopidae. Bases 98 to 2998 code for a protein of 966 amino acids. Gene Ontology annotation, biological process: multicellular organism development; regulation of MAPK cascade; cell surface receptor protein tyrosine kinase signaling pathway.
GCGAACAGGUCCAGCCAGCAUUCCUGGUCCCUCCAGAGCGAGCAGCUGGAGCCCAGUGCAUGCCCACCCUGCAGCCUGUCACCUCACCACAGAAGCCAUGGACCCGGGGCCUCUGCUGGCCUUGCUGGUGGCCACAGCUUGGCAAGCUCAAGGGGCCCCGGUGAUAGAACCCGAUGUCACUGAGCUGGUCGUGACGCCAGGCACGAAGGUGGCCCUGCGAUGUGUGGGCAAUGGCAGCGUGGAAUGGGGUGGCCCCACCUCCUUCCCCUUCUGGACCCUGGAGGCUGAUGUCUCCGGCAGUAUCCUGACCACAAACAAUGCCACUUUCCAAAACACGGGGACCUAUCGCUGCACUGAGCCCGGAGAUCCCCUGGGGGGCAGCGCCAGCAUUCACCUCUACGUCAAAGAUCCUGCUCGGCCCUGGAAUUUGCUAGCUGAGGAAGUGACGGUGCCAGAGGGUCAGGACGCCCUGCUGCCCUGCCUGCUCACUGACCCGGCGCUGGAGCCCGGCGUCUCGCUGGGGCGAGUGCGCAAUCGGCCUGUCAUGAGCAAAACCAAGUACUCCUUCUCACCCCAGCACGGCUUCACGAUCCACCAGGCCAAGUACGUUGAGGGUCAGGAUUACGAAUGCCGCGUUCGAGUAGGCGGCAGGAUGGUGACUACGCUCGGCAUCCGUCUUAAAGUGCAGAAAGUUGUCCCUGGGCCCCCGAAUGUGACACUGGAACCUGCAGAGCUGGUGCGGAUUCAAGGAGAGGCUGCCCGGAUUGUGUGCUCAGCCAGUGACGUUGAUGUCAUGUUUGAUGUCUACCUCCAACGAGGAAACACCCAGCUCACAAUCCCGUCACACGCUGACUUCCAUGAUGGCCGUUACAAAAAAGUCCUCACCCUCAACCUCGAUCAAGUAGGCUCCCAGGAUGCUGGCAACUACUCCUGCAUAGCCACCAACACCCAGGGCAUCCACUCCACCUCCAUGGUCUUCCGGGUAGUAGAGAGUGCCUACUUGAACUUGACCUCUAAGCAGAACCUCCUCCAGGAGGUGGCUGUGGGUGAGAAGCUCAACCUCCAAGUCAUAGUGGAGGCCUACCCAGAUCUACAAGGCUUGAACUGGACCUAUGAGGGGCCCUUCUCUGACCACCAGCCCAAGCUCGAUUUUGUCACCGUCAAGGGUUCAUACAGGUACACCUCCACCCUCUCCCUGCCUCGCCUGAAGGCCUCUGAGGCCGGCCGCUACUCCUUACUGGCCAGAAACGCCGGAGGCGAGGAUGCCCUGACAUUCGAGCUCACCCUUCGAUACCCUCCGAAGGUAAGGGUCACGUGGAAGAACUCCGUCAAUGGCUCAGGUGCCAUGAUCUGCGAUGCCUCUGGGUACCCCCAGCCCAAUGUGACUUGGGUGCAGUGCAGGGGCCAUACCAACAGAUGUGAGGAGUCCCAAGUGCUGCUCGUCUCCGAGGACCCACACCCCAAGGUCCUGAGCCAGGAGCCCUUCCAUGAGGUGACUGUCCAGAGCGUGCUAGUCAUUGGGACCUUGGAACACAACAGGACGUAUGAAUGCAGGGCCCACAACAGUGCGGGGAACAGCUCUGACGCCUUCCAGCCCAUCUCUGUAGGAUAUUCCAUACAGUCCCCUGAUGAGUCCCUCUUCACACCUGUGCUGGUGGCCUGCAUGUCCAUCAUGGCCUUGCUGCUGCUGCUGCUCUUGCUGCUUCUGUACAAGUACAAGCAGAAGCCCAAGUAUCAGGUGCGCUGGAAGAUCAUUGAGAGCUACGAGGGCAACAAUUACACGUUCAUUGACCCCACCCAGCUGCCCUACAAUGAGAAGUGGGAGUUCCCCCGAAACAACCUGCAGUUCGGUAAGACCCUUGGAGCCGGAGCCUUUGGGAAGGUGGUAGAGGCCACGGCCUUUGGUCUGGGCAAGGAGGAUGCUGUCUUGAAGGUGGCUGUGAAGAUGCUGAAAUCCACGGCUCAUGCCGAUGAGAAAGAGGCCCUCAUGUCGGAGCUGAAGAUCAUGAGCCACCUGGGCCAGCAUGAGAACAUAGUCAACCUUCUGGGAGCCUGCACCCAUGGAGGCCCUGUCCUGGUCAUCACUGAAUACUGUUGCUAUGGUGACCUGCUCAACUUUCUGCGAAAGAAGGCUGAGGCCAUGCUGGGACCCAGCCUGAGUCCAGGCCAGGAUCCUGGCUACAAGAACAUCCACCUGGAAAAGAAAUAUGCCCGCAGGGACAGUGGCUUCUCCAGCCAGGGCAUGGACACCUAUGUGGAGAUGAGGCCUGUUUCCACUUCAAGUGACUCCUCUGAGCAAGACCUGGACAAAGAUGAAUGGCCACUGGAGCUGCAGGACCUGCUUCACUUCUCAGGCCAGGUGGCCCAGGGCAUGGCCUUCCUCGCUUCCAAGAAUUGCAUCCAUCGGGACGUGGCUGCCCGAAAUGUGCUACUGACCAGCGGCCGUGUGGCCAAAAUUGGGGACUUUGGACUGGCCAGAGACAUCAUGAAUGAUUCCAAUUACAUCGUCAAGGGCAACGCCCGCCUGCCCGUGAAGUGGAUGGCUCCCGAGAGCAUCUUCGACUGUGUGUACACAGUUCAGAGCGACGUCUGGUCCUAUGGCAUCCUCCUCUGGGAGAUCUUCUCACUUGGGCUGAACCCCUACCCUGGCAUUCUGGUGAACAGCAAGUUCUACAAACUGGUCAAGGAUGGAUAUCAAAUGGCUCAGCCUGCGUUUGCUCCAAAGAACAUAUAUAGCAUCAUGCAGGCAUGCUGGUCCCUGGAGCCCACCCACAGGCCCACCUUCCAGCAAAUCUGCCUCCUCCUUCAGGAACAGGCCCAAGUGGACGGCAGAGAGCAGGACUAUGCUAAUCUGCCCAGCAGUGGCAGCAGCGACAGUGGCGGCAGCAGCAGUGGCGGCGGCGGCGAGCAGGAGAGCUCUAGCGAGCAGCUGGCCUGCUGUGAGCAGGGGGACAUAGCCCAGCCCUUGCUGCAGCCUAACAACUACCAGUUCUGCUGAGGUGACGGCAGGAAGCACUGUCCCUCCUGAGCUUCAACUCCUCCGUGGAUGGGGCUCCACAGGGAGAACACAGACUCUGCUCUGGUCAUUUCACUCAACAGCCCAGCCCAGCUCUGAAACUCAGGAUGUGGGGACCCAUGAGAGAUCAGAGAGGACCCCACUUCCAGAGCCUGGGUCAUCACUGCCAGUCAGGGGCUGGGGCUGAGCCCUUCCCCUCCCACUGUUCUCAACGCUGCGGCUGCACGUUCGCUAUGCCAACUGGGAGAACCCCCGGCACACCCUCUUAACCUUGUUCCCAUUUCCAGGAACCCCUCCUCUACCCCUCUCCUGUCCCAAUGUAAAUGGACUAGUUUUACACCUUGUGUUGGGAAGUCCCCAGGAGCUGUCCCAACAUCAAGAAAACAAUGCUCCUGGGCCUUAGAGUGGAGGGACUCACCUCCCUCUCCCUGCAACCAAAUGGAGCAGCACGAGCAGACAGAUGCCCAGAGGAGACACCAGGCUGAGACCUUUGGAGCGGGGUGGCUCCUCUGUAAGCAUUUAACUGUAUCCCCGAGCCUCUGCCCUCUAGUUUUCUCUCCACAGCCCCCAUCCCACCCUGGAUCUGGUACUGCUAUAAUGAGCCAGGUGGCAGCUAAAAGUUUGGGGUGUUCUACCCAGUCCCCCCGUCAUCCUGAACUGGAAGGCAGGGGACCCGUGUGGCUGGCCACACCAAGCAAGCAGCACGCACUUCCCCAAGUUGACUCAUCGUAACUAACAGUCACGCUGCGGGAUAUGCCGCUG